Messenger RNA from Magallana angulata, 1740 nucleotides. Its product is annotated as RRP12-like protein. NCBI's taxonomy places the organism in Eukaryota, Metazoa, Mollusca, Bivalvia, Ostreida, Ostreidae. The record is from RefSeq and is a predicted model, not a curated record. The coding region runs from base 142 to 1371 and encodes 409 amino acids. The transcript has 12 exons.
CUGCGCUGGUUAAUCAAUAUAUUCAAGUUAUUGUCAGAAGAGCAGAAGGACUUCUUGUUAGCUGUUGUACCAGAGACAAUUCUGUGCACCAAAGAGAUAGGAGAGAAGGCUCGCUCUGCUUCAUACCUUCUGUUGGUGGAGAUGGGCCGUGCCAAGAUACGAUGGAAUAAAGAUGAAAACGGUGCCCUAGAGGAUUAUUUCCAGAUGGUGAUGGCAGGACUUGGGGGUUCCCCUCAGAUGGUCAGCUUCACCCUGCUGGCUCUCACCCGCAUUCUCUACGAGUUCAAAGCCUCCAUCAGUUCCUCGUUACUGGAGACAAUCGUGGAGAACUUGUGUAUUUUACUGACGUCCAAGACGAGAGAAGUGGUCAAAGCAGCUCUGGGCUUCAUGAAGGUCCUUCUCUCUGCCUACCCAGACACUGUGCUGGCACCACACUUAAAACAAAUUAUGUCUAGUCUUGUAUCACAGAAAGAGGAUUGCAAACAUCACUUCAGGUUUAAAGCCAAGGAAAUUUAUGCCAAACUUAUCAAGAAAUUUGGGUAUGAGGCAAUCUUUGGCCUCUCACCACCAAGUAUUCACAAGGUGUUGGUAAACAUAAAGAAGACCCAGGAGAGAGCGAAGAAGAAGAAGAAGAAGGAAAAAGAGGAGGAGUCGGAGGAAGAGAGUGAUCAGGAGCACUUCAAGUCCCAGCCAGAGAGCAUGGAUGAGCUUCUGAGGGACACUGACUCUGAGGAAGAAGGAGAGAAGAAGGGGGCAGGCAAACCAAGGGACAGAACUCAGGCUAAACUGGCCUGGCUACAAGAAGGAGGGGACAUCAUGGACUUCCUGGACCCCAGUGCAUCCAAGAAAGUUUUGAUAAUUACAAAGCCAGGAGAAAAGAGAGAACAAAAGACAAAGAAGAAGGAAGCGGAGUUUAAGACAGCUCCUGAUGGACACCUGAUCAUUACUGAGUCGAGUGACGAGGAAGAACCUGAGAAAAUGGCAGGUGAUGAUGAGGAGUUAGAUGACUUAUUGAAUGCCAUUGAGCAAGGUGCAGGGAAUGUUAAGAAAACCAAGAAGAGGAAGGUUGAGGAUUUGGGAUCUGACGAAGAAGGGCCGGCACCCAAAUAUAAAGCUGGAGGUGGAGGCAUACACAGACAGAUUGUGGAGGCCAAGCGGUCUGCUCCUCAUGACCCUGCCAUUGAGUACAGAGCCAAGAAAGCAGGAGGGGACAUCAAAAAGACGGGCAAGCCGGACCCCUAUGUCUACCUCCCACUCAAAUUCCAAGCUCUCAACAAGAGAAAAAAGGCAAAGAUGACUGGUCGAUUUACAAAUCUAGUGAAAGGAGCAAAAAAGGGGGCUAAGAAGGGAGCUAAGAAGAAGAAGAUGUGAUUCGUAUUUAAACCUCCACACGCUGUGUUAUUACUGGGUUGUUUUCUGUUGGUUCCGUGUUCAUUGACUAUCUAAGCAAGGUGCUGCGUUGUUCAGUAUAUGUAUUCUUGCAUUCUUGAUUCAAGACGUGUGGACUCCACAUUCUGAACAAUUAAGUUGUAAACUUUAAAAAAACGUUGAUGUUGGUAAUUGUUCCAUUUAAAAAAUCGCCAUUUGACGUGGAAAGAAAAAGAAGAUUGAAUUGUAUUAAAGUUAUGAUAUUUAAAUGAUACAUGUAUAAGGAAAAUAACAUUAACAUGCACUAAUGGUCAUAUGGAGUGAGUUAGCCCUACAGAAUUUUUCUUAUGGACUGUUGAAAAUAAAACAUUU